This is a messenger RNA of Scomber scombrus (Atlantic mackerel), 10150 nucleotides long. It is a transcript of the gene wdfy4, whose product is annotated as WDFY family member 4. NCBI's taxonomy places the organism in Eukaryota, Metazoa, Chordata, Actinopteri, Scombriformes, Scombridae. The coding region runs from base 148 to 9897 and encodes 3249 amino acids. The record is from RefSeq and is a predicted model, not a curated record. Gene Ontology annotation, molecular function: protein binding. The transcript is spliced from 64 exons.
CAGAAGGGUCUGCACAGUAAGGGCUUGUCAUGUCUUGGCAGGUCUCUGCUUGUCUUUCCUCCUGACAUGGACAGAGAUAGACCAUUCACUCAGCUGGGAUAAAACAUCACAACGGACAGCGUCCUCUCAGAGCCUGGAAACUCCCAGAUGGCUCUCACACAAGUACAGGACCAGAGUGCUAAAGGGGAGAGGAUCAAUAAGGAAACUGGAGAGCUGAGCGCUUCAGGGGAGUUGUCUAUGUCUGUGGAGUUUAAGGUGAAGAAAGUGGAGGGCUCUUGUAUGGACCCUCAGCUGCAACAGCUGCUCAGAGAACAACUACAGGAGCUAGGAAUUUACACAUGCUCAAGCCCUGACCACAGAACCGACUAUGUUCCUUUAGAGCAGAGAGGGGAGCAUCUAGUCAAAGUCCUGCCUCUCUUCAUUCAGGUCUGUGAGGAUGGUGACAAACUGGAAGGAUUGGACAUGGAGGGGUUUGUGGCUCUCACGGCUGACACUGUCAUCCAUAACAUCCACAACAGACUGGCAGAAAGGCCUGCAGAGGGUGCUCGUGAUGAGGUGGUGCAGUUCUUCCAGAGGCAGGGUGAGGAGACACACUAUGGGGUCGGGGAGAGUCCAGGAUGGCUGCUGUUAAAGUCUCUGUUGCUGUUGACAAAUGACAACUCAGAUAUACUGUCCUGUAUAAACCCAGGACUCCCGUCUGCUCUAGUGAAAUGUUUGUACUUGCUGGUGUGCAUUCCAGCUAAGAAGGAAAACAUGAUCAUAGAAGAGACCUUUCAGGAGUCACUAACACAGGUUCUCCUCCAGCUUUGUAGGCAGCCAGUCAAUGUGGAGAGGCUGGUAGAGACUCAGGAACUGCAGUGCUUGAUCAUUGGACUCACGUCGCUGUGGGACCAGACCAGCGCCUCGUGGAGGCAUCAGGCCUCCCGUGUCCUCAAGGCAGUCUCUGCUGCAGCAACAAGCAACACUGUCCCAAGCUUGUUAGGCAAGAACUGUGUUCGUAUCUGCAUCCAGAACCUGUUGCACAUCAAGGCUGAUGUCUCUGGAUCACUACUGGCUGAGGUAGCUGUGGCUGUGUUUAGCUUCAUUAGAGACACAUAUCCCCUCAGUCCGGCCCUCUUCACCGAGUUUGACACCAACAAUGGCUACAAGGCCCUUGAGAACAUUCUCAAACGCUGUGAGGAAGGUGUGUCUGCGGAUCAGUUCCAGUCGGUGGAGGAGCUGCUGGCUCUCAUUGCAUCAUUCACCAUGCUUGGAAAAACAGAGCUGAAAGUGGCUCUUUGUGUCAGCAACCCUCAACCUCCAGGUUUUAAGUUUGACCCGUCACUCACCAAGGGUUUGGCAGUAAAGAACCUGCCUGCUUUCCAUCUGCUGCAGGCCUCCUUGCUGAAUUCCCAGGAUUCUCUGCUGUGUUGCCAGGUCCUUCGAACCCUACAGACAAUAUGGGAGAGGGACCCAGCCAAUUUCUUUCUCUUGGAGUGGACUGUCCAGUCAAUGGCUCAACUGGCUGUCUGUGUGUCGCAGAAACCAGCACCUGUCCAUAAACUGUUCUUUUCAAUGCUGGAGAUGGUAAUAUUCAAGCUGAACUACAUUCCCCAUGAGACCUUGCGUUGUGUACUCAGUGUGCUGAAGCAAAGCUGGGCUGGGACACUGGCUGCAGGGGUGGCAGGGACAGAGUUUGGAGUUGUGGCUCUCAAAUGUUUUCACAGGCUGACAGUUCACAGUGGUAUGCUAGCAGAAGUGCUAAGUGACUUGGGUCUGCUGGAGCUGCUGCUCGGGGAACUUCGAAGGAGAGCUAAGAUCCUCAGGAAAGCUGGAGUUGUCUCUGCCCCUCAAUCAAAUCCACAGCAGCUGCCAAGUGUGGAGGACAGCGAGAGACUGCUCACUACCUGCAUGCUUCAGGUUGUGUCAACCCUUACUCUGCGUUCAAUCAAAAACACAGUUGCAGUGCGAGACCUUGGUAUGGUUCCCUACAUAAAGAUCUUUUUGGAUGAAGACCAAUAUCGAGGUCCAACUCUGAGCAUCUUAGAGCAGCUAGCUGAGAUUAACCCUGAGGAGUUCAUGAGUACAGCAAUAGGAGCCCUCUGCUCCUCUACACAACAGGAACUUGGGUUGAAGCGGGACCUUCUGCAGUCUGUGCUGAAGGUGCUGGAGAGUCCUAACAGCUGGGAUGCUUUCAGACGAGCAGGGGGCUUCACUGGACUGCUAUCGCUGGUGGUCGACAUGGAAGGAGCUCUGUCUGACCCUCCCCAGGGAGAAGUGUGGAGGUCCCUUGGACAUCAACAACUGCUGGAUCUCCUCCUUCUCACUCUCCACAUCCUGUCCUUAGCUGUGCAUCUUCACACAGUAAAUGCACACCAUUUUGAGAAUGGCGGCUUUUAUGAACGGCUGGCAGAAGCUCUGUUGCAGCUGGGCUGCUUCCACACCGACGGCCCACAGGAUGGGAAGUGGGAUGGAGAGGAAGGAUGCUUUCCCAAAGCUGCAGAGGACAACCAGUCUCCAGGAAAAAGCUUUCAUCAGUUUGUGGAGUUAGCAGAGGCUCCUGUAAAUGCCUCUACUACCUCCACCAAACUGCAGUCUAAUCUGCCUGUUACUCUUCGGACAUGUAUAAGGCUGCUUUCCUAUCUUGACCAGUUCGCCACAGGGACCUACUCUCCACAGGAGCUAAACUUUGGACUAGAAGCUGAGGGUGUGUGUUACAGAGAUAAAGAGGAACUAAAUGGCUCAGCAGUGAAUGAAGGGGUGUUUUCAGGAUCCCCUCCUGUCCACUUGGCAUCAAGUCCGAAAUCCAUAGAGAACACACAGGGAAGAUCUAGAAACCAACCAUCCAACGUUUCUACAGUCUGCUCAGAGUCUCAGUACAGUCGGUUUACCUGCCAUCAUGCUAUUCUUCAUCCAGGAGCAAUUCGAGUCAUUAUGACUCUACUUCCAUCAGUGUUUACUCCAGAGGAUCCACAGCUUUCUAUGGAGGUCCAGUUCUCGCUGGCAUACCACAUUCAGGCUGUGGUCAAAUCUGAGCAAAACAGGCAGAUAAUGUGUGAGGGGGGACUGGUCUCCACACUCCUGGCUUAUUGUCAGAGCAUGUUGUUGGCUCCAAAGCACCCGUUACAUCUACCUGUUACACGUAUCCUGGAGAAACUCUCCUCCCAGUCCAUCACACACUCAAACUUCAGAAAGUUCCUGUGUUUAGGAGACCCUCUUAUGUGUUUGGCAGACAAAGCAUCCAUGCCAUUACAAGUUGAAUGUACCCCAGGUGUCAAAGUAAAUGGUGAGAGUACAGAGGAGGACACCUCAUCGGGGUCUCCAGUAAAGACACUGAAGCGAACCUUCAGCCUUUUAAAGUCUACAACUCGCAGUGAAUCCCCUGCUGGUUCAGCAAUACCCAUCCACCAGAUCAUCAGUCUGGUGUCCAUGACGUCACCGCGCACCUUCAGACCGCACAGAGUCUCCUCUUCACCUGCCUUUGUAGAAUUUGACAUGAGUGAGAGUGGAUAUGGCUGCCUUUUCCUGCCUUCUCUGGCCACAGUGAAAGGAGUAACAGCUGAUGCAAUCUCAACAGGCGGAAUAGGAGGAGACUGCCGGGGUUUUCCUCCUACAGCUGGUUUGUCAUUUUCCUGCUGGUUCCAGAUCAACAGGUUUAGUUCAGCCUGCGAUUCCCACCCAAUCCGAUUACUGUCAGUGAUUCGCCACAUGUCCCGGACUGAGCAACAGUACAUCUGUCUGUCUAUCUCCUUCUCUGCCUAUGAUGGCUGUCUGGUCAUCUCCACAGAGGAGGAAACAUUUACAUACCUGGAUAUGAUGGAGCCUGAGAUGUGCACCCCUACUUCUUUGCCCACCUCAUUGAGGUUUCGCUGCUCCAGCAUGCUGGUCCCAGGUCAGUGGCACCAUCUGACUGUGGUUAUGGCCAAAGAUUUGAAGAAGAGCUGUCUGACCUCAGCCUACUUCAACGGCAAGGCAGUGGGGACAGGAAAGAUGAAGUAUAUUCAGCCAUUCCCUGGCCAGUAUGUUUCCAUGGACCCCACAGCUGUGAUUGAUGUGUACGGAUUGAUAGGUACACCACCCAUUUGGAAGGAGCAUGCUGCUCUAGUGUGGCGUGUUGGUCCAGCUUACCUGUUUGAGGAGGCAUUGGGCCCUGAGGCUGUAGCUGUCUUAUACACACAAGGCACCGCCUACCUGGGAAAUUUCCUGGCUCUUCGCAGCAGUGGCCAUGAUCCAGAUCCUGAGUCUCUCCCUCGCAGGUUAGUUCCUGAGGAGAGGAUCUCAUUUGGCAUCAACCCUGCAAUUUCUACAUUAACAACUGUCGCACAGAUCAGAGAAGAUUACAAUGAGGUGGACUGUAGACUUAUUGCUAAAGAGAUGGGGAUAACAUCUCGAGAUCACUCCACCCCCGUGUUCCUAGCUCGAAACAUCAGCCAGCAUCUGAGUGGAACAGCUCGUACUAUAGGAGCAGCCCUGGUUGGACAUUUCGGUGUGCGUACAUUUACCCCCUGCAGUGCUGCCAAUGGUUUCCUGUAUGUUGGUGGGCCUACAGUUGUUCUGAGUCUAGUUGCAAUGGCGGCAGAUGAUAGCUCUCUGUAUGCAGCUGUCAAGGUUCUUCUCUCUGUGCUGGAGACUAACCCUGCUAUGCAGCAGGAAAUGAACCGCAUCAACGGAUACAAGCUGCUAGCUUUCUUGCUGAAGAUGAAGAGCAAUGUGGUCAGCUACAGAACAUUUCAGCUGAUUCUGUAUCUCUCGAGUUCAGUGGAGCUGAGCUCUGGCUCUGCUUGCCCGCAGAACACAUUUGCUUUCCAGGCCCUGCUGUCAGACCUGGAGGUGUGGCAGAACACAUCAGACAAUCUGGAUCUUUCUGUUCUGAACCACUUUUCUGAAAUCUUGAAAUCCUCAAGCAAUGACAGCAGGAUAUCUGAGGUCAUGCACAGUGUAGGCCUGCUACCAAAGCUGCUAUUUGAGCUUUCUGAUCCUGCUGUGACCUUUCGAAAGGCUAAGAUAAUUUCUUGUGUCAUUACAAGCCUCCUGAAAGCACACUUCACCCCUUCGGACAUAAGCAGACUUGGGCUCUUCCUGAUCUACACACUACCUCCUCUCAGUAACGUGACUGAAAGCCAUUGCAUCUCUGACAGUGAUCUUUACCAAGAAACUACAGCUCAGAGUUCUGGUCCAGCCAGUCUCAUUUGGAUUCGUAACCAGCUGUUACUUGCUCUUUGUGAAGUACUCAGCUCAGACGGCCUUCUAAUCAAAGAUCAACAAAAGGUCUUGUUUGAGGCUUUGGGCAGUGAUUGGUUCCUGCUUUUCCUUCAGCCCCACCUUCACCCUUGCACCUUGAAACUGGGUCUUGUCCUGCUCACAUACUUCAUGUGCGAUGCCAGCCAGCAGAGCAUGUUCAGAGAUGGGGUGCUCCCAGGAACCCUCAUAGAGAGCAUUGAAGAGCCUUCUGCUAUCAUGGACAACCUUCGGGCCCACUCUUGGUCAUACGAGUGUGCCAGCAUUACGUGCCCAGGGUUUGUUGUUCUACAAGGACUGCUGUUGAGACACUCUCACUUGCCGCAGGUGUAUGAAGCACUAGCUUAUCUACUGCUGGGAAAGAGGCCCAGUCACACUGCAGAGGAGAAGGUGAAUUUGGAUGAUGUCCUACAGUCACUGAUUGAUAGUCAAGCAGACAAUCCCGCUCAUCAGCUCUGUGUUGAGGCUACAACAAUACUGCUGGAAUUAGUCAAAGUCAUCACCAGUCAACAGAGACGAGGCAGUGAUGCAUCUUGGGAGUUGCAGCUACCAGCAAGUGUGAUGCAGUUCUUUUGCCUACUCCAUAACCUCCGCCCCAGAGACCCACUGUGGGCAUCUGCAGAGUUCCUCCAUGCGCUCGCUAGUGUUGUGUUCCCCCUAGAUGCUUCAGAGGGUGUGAAUGAGCCUUGCUCAGUGCGUGAAGGUGAGGACGCAUCCAAGAGUCAUUCAUCCAGGAAGCCAGUGUGCGACUUUAUUCGUAUUCUGCUGAUGGACAGUCUUCUUAAUGUUUCUGCCAGCAGCAACACACAUCCUCUGGCACUGCUGCUGGAGUUCUCUCCAGAUGGUGCAUCAUUGGAGCAGAGGCAGAGUUUCCAGACUGAGCUGCUGGAGCUGAUCAUGGACAUCAUCCACAUGCUGAGCCAUGAGGAAGAAAACAUGACUCAUCUCAUCUCGCAAGACUCCAACAGUGAUAGACCUGAGGGGCAGAUGGGCACGUUGAUGGAGAAUGUAGUGCUCGUCAGUAAGACUCUGCAGAAGAAACUUUGCAGUGGAACAUUUUUGGGGGACUCAGAGAGUUUGAUCAACUUCCUCACAGAUCAGAUUGUGGUGGCCCUGGAGAAAGGCCAAGCUCAGAAAGAAAAGACGGUGUCAGCUCUCUAUUCGUGCGUCAAUAAAGUCCUGCUUCACUUCCUGUCUCAACCUCGACAUUCCCAAGAGGAAAAGGAAGGUGUCAUCAGGACGCUACAAACCAUUAAUGAACGCUGGGAUGUUGUCAUGGCAACUUACAAUGCAAAUGUGAACUUUGUUACAUGCCUUCUUCAUUGUCUGUUACUGAUACGAUCUGGAAGCUACCCUGAAGGUUUUGGAAGUGUGGCACAAAAAGUGCGCAACAAGAAAGUUUCGGCCCAACUGUUUUCCAACGUAACCAGACAUUCUGCCAAUGGAGCAGAUUUGACCACAGAUGACAAAGAACUAGUAUCCAUAGCGGAGGUCUGCUGGUUAAAGGUCAUGACGGAGAGGCAACACACGCUUGAGGAAACAUAUAAGAUUGAGAUCUCAGCCAGCCCAACAGCAGAGAAGGGGCCUGUCAGCAUGACUGACAUCAGCCCUCUGUGGGAGGAGACGGCACACAAAGCCUGGCUGCUACACACAGAGUCUCAGAAGAAGAAGCUGGCCAGCAGCUCUCAGAACAAGUUUGAUAUGAUCAGCAGUGCUGUUCGCUCAGCUUUGGGCAGACUGGGCAAAGAGACAGUAACAGUGGAGGAGUUCCUGUCCUACAUGGAGUCACAUCGACAGAGAGGCUACAACAUGUUUGAGAAUAUGAGGACAAACCAGUUACAGUUACAAGCCGCUGAGUGGGAGCGUGUGAGCUCCAAGUGGCUGCAUGUGGAGGCGGAACUGCUGAGGGAGAGAGCCGUGUUCGGCCCUGGCCCAGGGGUGCUGCUGAGCCGAGACUGGGUGCAAGAUGCUGCUGAAGGACCUAACCGGACCAGAGUACGCAUCCGCAGAAAGGCUCUUAGACGAUCCAAACGGAUGCUAGGAUCUCUGUCUCUGUGUCUGAGGACUGGCAUGUCUGAGGAGAGCAAAACUAGACCAGAAGCAGACACAGAGCCAAAGAUCCUGUGUGAAGUUGGAGCAGAGGCUAAAGAGGAUGAAGAAGAGGGAGGCCAGGAUUGUGAUCAUCUGACUUUCUUCCCUGUUUUGAGUGAGACACCCACUAUCAGUGAGGGCCCACUCGACCCCUGCACCCCACAACCCUGCUCCCACACACAGGACUGCCCUGACAUACGUAUCAUCCUGCAGGAGCUGCUUCCUGGAGAGGAGGUAAAGUCCAAGAUGUGUGUAGUGAUGGUGAGCAGCCUCAGAGUGACAGAGGGGGUGCUGCUGUUUGGGAAGGAGAGUCUGCUCUUAUGUGAGGGAUUCACUCUUUGUCCUUCUGGAGAUGUUUGUUGCAGGAAGCACCACCCCAGCAGUGUGAGGGAUUCCUUCAUUUCCACCAUGCUUAGUAAAGAGCUGAUAUCAGCCAGCUGUAGACGCUGGCUUUAUGAGGACAUCAAGGAGGCCCGCUUCAUGCGAUUCCUUUUAGAGGACAACGCUAUCCAGGUCUUCAUGAAAAAUGGACACUCAGCCUUCCUGGUAUUCCUGAAUAAAGACCAUGUCUCUGCAUAUAAAAGGUUGUGCACGGUAGUAUCGUCAUUAAAAGGCAGAGGGGUUGCUGAGGUCAUUGCUAAUGCAAAGAAGGCCCCUGUGGUUGAAAAGGCAGCCCUUGUUAAAUGGCAGAGAGGGGAGAUAAGUAACUUUGAGUACUUGAUGCAUCUGAAUACUCUUGCUGGGAGGACAUACAAUGACCUGAUGCAAUAUCCAGUUUUCCCCUGGGUCCUAGCUGACUACCAGUCAGAGACGCUCGACCUGUCAGAUCCUGCAACUUUCCGUGAUCUGUCUAAGCCAAUGGGAGCUCAAACAGAGAAAAGGAAACAGAUGUUCCUACAGAGAUAUGAAGAGGUGGAGAGCAGUGAGGGUGAAGGAGAGUUGUCAGCACGAUGCCACUACUGUACCCACUACUCCUCAGCCAUCAUCGUGGCUUCCUUUCUUGUCAGGAUGGAGCCAUUUUCACACACCUUUCAGGCCCUGCAGGGAGGAUUUGAUAUCCCAGAGCGGAUGUUUCACAGUGUAAAGAAGGAGUGGGAGUCGGCCUCCAGAGACAACAUGGGGGACGUCAGAGAGCUGAUCCCAGAGUUUUUCUACCUGCCUGACUUCCUGAUCAACUCCAACCACAUCCAGCUGGGCUGUAUGGAGGAUGGUACUUCUCUUGGAGACGUGGAGCUCCCUCCAUGGGCAAAAGACGAUCCCCAGGAGUUCAUUAGAGUCCAACGUGAGGCUUUGGAAAGUGACUAUGUGAGUUCCCACCUCCACCUGUGGAUUGACCUGAUUUUCGGACACCGGCAACAAGGCCCUGCAGCUGUAGAAAGUUUAAACACGUUCCAUCCAUACUUCUAUGCCCAAAGAGGUCGAAAGGAUGCUAAGGACCCCCUCAUCAAGAGCACAAUCUUGGGAUAUGUCAGCAACUUUGGCCAAGUUCCCAGACAGCUCUUCACCAAGCCCCAUCCACCUCGCAGUGGCACCAAGAAAGAAGGAUCAACGCCACCCCAUCCAACUCCAUUUUUCUUCAAACUCGACAAACUCAAAACCACUGCUCAGCCAUUCAGAGAGCUGCCAAGAGGCCCAGUAGGUCAAAUACUGUGUCUGGAAAAAGAGGUGUUGGUCCAGGAGAGAAACCGGCUCAUAGUGUCACCGAUGUUGAGCUGCUUCUUCAGCUGGGGCUUCCCUGACAACAGCUGUGCCUUUGGAAAUUAUGCCACAGAGAAGAUUUUUGCAUUGUGUGAGAGUUUGUGUGACUGGGGGGAGACGCUGUGCGCCGCCUGUCCCAAUCCCACGACCAUCAUCACUGCAGGAACCAGCUCUGUGGUGUGUGUGUGGGACGUAGCAGUCAACAAGGACAAACUCGUCCGCAUGAAACUUAGACAGCCAUUAUACGGUCACACAGAUGCAGUUACAUGUCUGGCUGUAUCUGAGGUCCACAGUAUGAUAGUGAGUGGCUCCCGUGACCUCACUUGUAUCCUGUGGGAUCUGGAGGAACUAAGCUACGUCACCCAGCUAGUAGGACACACAACUAGCAUCUCUGCACUGGCUAUAAAUGAGCUUACAGGUGAGAUAGCGUCAUGUGCAGGGCCUCUGCUCUACCUGUGGACGAUGAAGGGUCAGCUGUUGGACUGCACUGACACUUCCUGCGGGCCUCGGGCAGACAUCCUGUGUGUCAGCUUCACACAGCGGCAUGAGUGGGAUGCCAGGAACGUCAUUGUCACUGGCUGUGCAGAUGGCAUCAUACGGAUAUGGAGGACAGAGUACACCAGAACACAAUUACCUGGCCCUCCAGAAGAGCCUGUGUCCCCAGGGCAAGACCGAACAGCGCAGACAGAGAGAGACGUGAGCAACUCGUGCCAGGUUAAAGGCUGGGAGAGACAUCUGGUGUUGUGUCAAGAGCUGAACAGGAGUCAGGCUGCGUCACAACGCCGCCACAAAAACAAUCCAGCUAUCACAAUGCUGUCCAUGUCCAGGAGCCAUGCAACUCUGCUGGCAGGUGAUACAUGGGGCAGAGUUUUCACCUGGACCUGUGAGUGAGAGGUUGCAGGGUAUGAACUCUUUUAAUGCGCCCGGGCUUCUACACAACUUUUACCCUCUCAGAGAGAGUCUAACACAGACCUCUGCAGGCAGUAAAAUCCAUCAGUGACUUCGGUCGAACACCAGCUGAACAUCGAGAGACACUGUACUGUAUAUUCUAUAUAUACUGUGCAUUCAGGGAGAACAAUGUUACAAUAUUUGUCUCAUUCAAGUCUCACACAAUAAGGCAUAUUUGACUUCCUUUACAUGAAUA